AUGCUGUCACACUUGCUUCCAUUGAUUUGUAUCUUGGUUGUCGUCAGGGCUUCAGCGGCAGCUGCCGAUGGAAAUGGCCAGUGUAUGAGCGAUGUGAUUCAGGAACUGGAACUGCAAUGCAAUAGCAGCUCUCCAUCGUAUGACCGGGUACUGUCAACAUAUCGGGCGCAGUGUUGCAGCAGGCCCCUGCGGGUCCUUGCGCCCACAACUCUCAAAUCAUGGGUCACACAGCAAGCUGUACAAUUUGAACGGCAAAUCAGCACACCGGUGAAUGUGACCUAUGUGGAUCCGGGCAGUAUACCGUCGACCAUUGACUCACAGCUGACGGGAUGGGCACAACAAGACUUAUGGAUAGUUGACGGCGCCAGCAUACCGUUUCUGAAUUACAAAAGGGCGCUGCUGCCGCUGGAGCAAAAAAUUAACGACAGCCCUGAUGUCGGCGACGCGCUUCUAAUGUACUAUCGCCGUGAUACGCUGGCGGCGCUGGGACGCGAUGUACCAACCUCCUGGGAGGGUUUGCUACAACUGGCAGCGGACUGGAACGCGUCGACGGCGGCGGCGGCGGCAGUAGCAGGCGCCGCGGCGGAGGCGCUUCCCGCGCCGCAGUACGCCCUGUGCCGCUGGGGACCACGUACAGGCUGGGCGGUGGCGCUUGACUCGUCCGAGUCGUACUCCGAGGCUGCUGCCGUACAGCUGCUGAACGGCAGUGCCAUGGAGCUCGCGCUGGCCAACCUCAAGGCGAUGGCGGCCGCCGGGGCUCAGGAGCUGGCCUGCGGCCAACCGUUGCUGCGAUUCGCCGCCGGCGAGUGCGUUGUAACGCUCGAUCUGGGUCGCAGUUUCCGCGUCCUACAGCAACAGCAACCGCUGCAGGGGAAUGGAAGCAGCGAAGGCGGCGGCGGCGGCGGCAGCCAAGGUUCCUUGGUCCGCGGUGUCGUAGGAGUGGCGCCGCCGCCUGGCAGUACUCGUGUGUUGGACAGGCGCACGGGCAAGCUGGUGCCGGCGGCGGCGGAUGCGUGCCGGGCGCCCAUUCCCACCUCCAUUCACGGGUCGACUUCCUGGGCGUGCGCCGCGCCGAUUCUGUCGUACGGCGGCGUCUUUGGCGCGAUGGGGCGCCGGAACGGCGCUGUGUAUCAGGAACUGGGGUUUCAAUUCCUGACGUGGCUAACGUCGUACGAAGCGCAGUGGCAGGGGGUACGAGCGGCCGCUGGCGGCGACGGCGCCGCCGACGCGUCGGCAGUGGCGGCGGCGGCGGCAGUUCAGCCGGUUCGUACGAGCAUGCUGGAGUCGGAUGCAGCGGAGCGGCUGGCUGCCGCUAGCGGCGGCGCGGGGACCCACAUGGAUGCUGCCGUACAGUCGUACCUGGCUGGCACGCCCGCUGCAGUGGCGGCCGACGGCAUGUUGCGCGCCUGGCUGGCGGAAUGGUCGCGACUGAACGUCACUGUGGCGGAUGUACGGCAGAUGCUGCUGCAGGCGACGCCGGAUCUUAUAGCGGGCUCGCUCGCGGCCCGCGGGGCGGGCGGGAAGCUGAAGCAGGUUGUGGGGUGGGCCGUCGCCGUGGGAUUGUCUGGUGUUCUGGUGUUGCUGGGUGUGGGCGGAUUGGCGGUGUGGUGCUUCCGGAUGGCGAGGGGGGAGGCUCGCCUGCGGCGGAUUGAGCCGCCGGGGGUUGGCGCACAAACGACAUUGGUGGUUACAGACAUCCAAGACUCGACCAAGCUGUGGGAGCAGCUACACAGCGAUGUGAUGGAUUUGGCGAUCUACCACCACCACUCCCUGGCACGGCGGCUGAUUCUGCGGUUUCGGGGCUACGAGUCGGCCACAGAGGAACUGCUGCUGGUGUCCUGGCCUCCUGAGCUGUUGGAGCUGGAGGGAUGCAGGCCGGUCUGGAUGUGCAAGAGUGAGCCCGAUAUGAUGCGCCGUCGUGACAGCCAGAUUGGCCAGCAGCCCCUCCUGGAGGUCACGAGGUCAGGUGCGCCGCUGUCGAUGCUGGCGCUACACGGCGUUCCAUCCGUCCUGCGACGUAGCGAGCCAUCCGGAGCUGGCGGCGACGCCGCCGCCGGUCCGCUGGGGCUUGCGACCGCCGGCGGCGGCGGCGGCGGCGACCCGCUGGGCCUGCCGACCGGCGGCGGCGGCGGCGGCCGCAAUGAGCGUGACGCCAGCAACGUCACGCUGAGCGUUGGUGUCGGAAGUGGCGGUGUCGGUGGCGGCGGUGCCAGCGGUGGCGGCGGCGGCGGCAGUGUCAGCGGUGGAGGCGGCAGUGUCAGCGGUGGCGGCGCCGGCGCCGGCGGGACAUCGGGCGCCAUGUCGUUGGGCUCCUAUCCAUCAUUGGGUCUGGCGGCUCCGCCGACGCGCUAUGCCCGCAGCACAUCGCCGUACUUAAUGAGCAUGUCGGGCAGCGGCAGCCCGGCCAUGGGUGCGUUGGGCGCAUCGCCGCGGCAACUAAGUUUUUUGGGGCGUAGCUUGAGUCGGUUGGGGCCUUCACCCAUACCGUCGGUAAGUACGGCAGCGACGGUGCACCCGCUGGUGUCGCCGCUGGCGUCGUUCGCCUCUGGUGUCGGGACUCUUGAGCGGCACUCAACGCCGCGGGACAGCAGCGGCAGCAACUACCGUACAAUCACGGCGGCAGCAGGGGCGGUGUCGCAACCCGGCGGCCAAGAUAUCCUAUUGAAUUCGCCAACGUCACCGGUGGCGUACGGUGGUAGUACGAGCAGUGACGGCGGCGGCGGCGGCGGAGCUGAGGCGGCCGACGUUGGUACCGCGACGCCGGUGGCGGCGGCAGCCGCCAGGGCGGGGUUCUCGUCGGGGACCGUCAUGUCGUUCCGGGAGAGUUUCCGCGAUGGCGGCGGCCGCGGCGGCGGCGGCGGCGGCGGCGGCGGCAGCGGCGAGGGUGGCGGGGGCGGUACAUCCUCCCCAUCAUCCCAAAAGCAAGACAGCAUUAGUGGCGGCGACGAUGGCGCUGCAGAUCGGAGGCUCCCGACGUUGUCGGGCUUUCCAACGGUGACUGAGCCAGGCCUGUCGCGUUCGCAUAGCUUGCUUUCGCAAGGCGGUGGCGGCGGCGGCGGCAGUGGAGGUGGUACGGCGUUUGGGGGCUCAGCGCGCAUUCCGCGGCCGCAUCCUUUCAUUAAUCGUAGCUUGUCUGCGUCGGGCCGCAGCGGCGACGGCGACGUCACCGUCGGUGGCGCUGGCGGCGGCGGCGGCGGGCGAGGGCCCUCCAGCCGUGGCCGCCUAAGUACGGCAGGAUGCCGUAGCUCCUCCAAGUGGCGCAACUCCGCCGACACAUUUGAGGGUGCGCCGGAUCGUACGACAAACAAUAGUCGCCAUUCACGGAGUACGGAGAUCGCCACGGUUUCGGAGUUUAAUGUAGUGCUCGAGUCCGGCGGGCAACACUUUAUAAAUCCGCGCUCCGAAACUGAUGUCGUAUCGGCUGUGUCACCGCCGCCGCCGGCGGGGCAUCAUCACCAUCAUCAACAGCUGCAGCAGAGCUCGCCGUGGGGGCCGCUAUUCAGAUUUCCACCGUACGGCAUGGCCGAGACGCCAGAGGUCGGGAUGCCGCCGCCGACUGCCGUACCCGUUGGCGCCGCGGCGGUGACAGGGGUGGAUGCGAUGGAGCAUUCCUCUCGUAGCGACGACAACCGGGCGCAAGACCCACCUGACGGCGCCGUCACCGCCGCCACCGGGCCGCUUGGGGAGGGCGCCCGCGUGGUCAUGACGCCGUCGGGGCCGCCGCCACCGUACAGCCCACGUGCAGCUGUACGGCGGUCCUCCGUGACGUUUGACUUCCAGUCCACGGGCACGGGCAGCAGUGGCGGUGUCAGUGACGAUCGCUCCUCAGCGAGCGGCGCCGCCAGCAGUACGACUCGCCCCGUUGCCGCUGCCCUCGCCGCCGCCACCGGCACCGCCGCCGCCGACUCCACGCCGCCGACUCCCAUGCGUGAUCCCCGCUCAAACUCCAGCUCUUAUAGCAGUGCGCAGCUCGCGGACUACGUCAACACGGGAAGCUUCGAGCCAUGCGCCCCUGGCCCAUCGCCCUCGGUCGUACGCACCUCCCCAAAUACCUCCCACCCUCCCCCUCGUCCAAUCAUUCACACCAGCCGGCGCCCUCCAAGCCACCUAGGCCCCUCCGCCGUUGGCGUCGCUGCCGCCGUACCCUUGCCGCUGCCGCCGCUGCCUCCUUUUAGCUCCCGUGCCGCCAGCCUGCGGCGCCGCAGCGACGUCACCCCCAGCGGGGCCGCGGCUGCUGCCGUUGGCGGGGCAUUCCCAGACUGCACUUCGCCGUACAGCACCUCGUAUGCUGCUGCAACCACGGCGGCAGGUUUGUUCGGCCAUGGUCAAGGCUACGACGGCGCGCUGCGGCCGAGUCCGCUGGGCCGUGAUGUAUCCCAAAGCAGCAUCAGCUCGGGCUAUUCAGGUUUCCGUAGAUCUGUACGGCGGGGAAGCCAUGGCGGUGGUGGCGGCGGCGCCGUCAGCGACGCAACGGGCCCGCGAAGCAGCAACAGCCGCAGCCUUCACGGGCCGUCCGUCGACGGCGACGACAUUACGGAAGCUGCGGCAGCAGAGCUGGCGGCUUUCUGCGACCAGUCGUCGCCCCUUCCUCAGCUCUUCCCCGCCGCCACAAUCUCCGAGGACGAAACCGCCACCGCGAGCGGCGCCGCCGCCGCCGCCGCUGGUGUGUCCGUCGACCCGCAUUUUAGCAACUACACUGUUCCCGGCCGUGAUGGCGACGGCGUCGACGGCGGCGUCGACGGCGGCCGCAGUAGUAACGUCAAGCGCAGCCUCAUGGACUUCGCACCCGCCAGCGGCGUUACCACCCACUUCAAACACCAACACCAACACCAACAGCAUCAGCACCCCAUUCCUGCCAACUCAGGAGAGCCCCCCGUGCGACAGCCGCUGUUUGGCGACCUCGCCGGACUAGGAGCCGCAACCUCAAUCAGCCUCUCAGCGCCCCCACCAACACCCGCCGCCACCUCCGCACUAAUAACUCUACCCACCACUCCCACCACCACCUCCACCGCCGCCGCCGCCGCCGCCGCUAGCAACGGUCUCCCCGACCUAUCAGCGACAACCUCGCCAGCCAGCUCCGUCCACCCCAUUCCGGCCCACUUGCACCACCACCACCACCACACCCACACCCACACACAUGCACACCCCUCUGGCAGCCCUGGGGAACCUCACCACCAUCACAACCACGGCGGCGGCGGCGGUGGCAGCGGCGGCGGUAGUGGUUUUAGUCGUAGUCUUUUAGCGCUGGUCACGAUGCCGGCACCCCGCGGCGGCGGCGGCGGCGGCGGCAUAGCCGGCGGCGGCGGCGGUGGCGCCCAUGUCGUACAGUCACCGGAGUCCCGCGCCGCCAGCAUGACCUCCAUGAUGCGAUUGGCGUCCCAGCACAACUUGCAGUCUGUGGGGGAGUCUCUGUGCAGCCGCUGGAAGGCGGUGGAGGAGGGGGUUCCUGGAGCACAGCUCGUGUUCAGGGGACUCCGAGUGCGAAUGGGCAUGCACUCAGGCCUCUCCGAAACCACCGACAUGGCGCAGCUCAAUCGUACGGCAAACCGCAUGCAGUACACCGGCGUCGGGCUGUCCAUGGCCAAGGCAGUCGCGGAUUGCGCACAUGGAGGCCAGGUGCUCAUGUCUGAGGCGGCAUUUACGCAGCUGGCCGUGGAGAGCCUCCGCGGCGGCGUCAUGGUGCUUCACCUUGGGGAGCACCGAGUCAAGGACGACCUGCCCUCCAUCAGCCUCUACUGGGGCUGUCCGCGGGGGCUGCAGGGCCGUCUGCCGGCGCUGCGGGAGUUGGCCGCCACGGCGCUGGCCAUGUUUCGCGACCACGCCUCGUUGGAGCUGAUCAAGUACCAUGGCUAUCUGGUUGAGGCGGUUGACGGUUUGGUCCUAGCUUCCUUCUCCUCCCCGAGCUCGGGGCUGGCCUGGGUGGCCAAGUGCCAGAGCGACAUGACUAUGCUGCCGUGGCCGGAGGAGCUCAUGUGUCAUGAGGCGUGUGAGGAACUGGUCAUAACCCGCCAAAACCCCACCACUGGAGUGCACGAGGAUGUCGUGGUGUUCAGGACGGCGGCCGCAGUGGUAUCCCGCCGUGCUCGUACGGUCCUGACUCGUCCAGAGGGUCCACUAGAGUUUGACGAGCUGCCCAUCUCCGAUCCUGUGGCGGCGCUGCAACACCACGUCAGCAUCAACAACGCGCCGUCGCCAGCGGCGGCGGCCGCCGCGGCCGCGUCGGCGGCGGUGCUGGCGCGGCAGAUCAGCGCUGCGAGCUCAGCGGCGCUGUGCGGCGGCAGCGUCACGGCGGCGGGAAGCAGCUUGGCUGACGGCGCCGUCGGCAACGGCGGCGGCGCCGUCGGAGGCGGCAGCGGCGGCAGCGGCAUCACCCUUGGCCGCGCGCCGUCACGUGUGAUGUUGGGUCGCAUGCACUCAAUGUCCGCUGCGUUGCGGAAGGAGGAGAGCAUGACGCGGAGGACCUUGUCACGAAAUGUGUCCAUGAGCCAGCCGCAGCUGCAGGGCUCCCCGGCAACGGAACGUAUGGAUUUAACGCCGCAGGGCUCCGUACAUGCAGGCGCAUUGCAUACUGGCGCCGCCGCUGCCGCCGCCGCAUCGAGCUCGGUCAUCAGUCACAGUCACUCAGCACGCCACGGUUUUUCAGGCACCGGCAACGGGUACGUCGGCGUGGGACUUGCCGCCGCCGCCGCCGCCGCCACCGCCGGGUCGUACUUUCCGCCGUCCCUUGGCUCCGGAACCCGUACUUCCCGGAACUCCAGGAACUCAGGUGUCGAGGCCGGGGGCGAUAUCGACGGCGGCCACUCAUCCACCCCACGUAGCUCCAAUACGUCGAACCGCUCCGGGCCGCCGCUGUGGGCCCCGCGGCUAAUGAUGCCCGUACCGCUGCCGUCGCGUCAAACCUCCGGGGCCAUCUCAUCGCAACAGCAACAGCAGCAACAGCAGCAGCAUCCGUACGGCAGCGGCGGCGCCGCGGUAUCGCCGGUGCCCAUGCGUUCACGCCCAGGGCAAGGCCUUGUACGGCACAUCUCCGCGUUCCUCCGCUCCGCGUCCCUCGCGCUGCAGGGCGGCAGCUCCGGCAACAACAGCGGCGCCGCCGCCGCCAGUGCCGCGGCCGCCGCCGCGGCCGCCACAACCUCGGCCGGUGGCGGCGGCGGUCCGCAUAGCAGCUCCAACCAGCCAAUGCCUCCUUCCCCGGGUCCCCAGGGGCCGCGCGGCGCCGCCGGGGCAGAAGGCGGCGGCGCGGACGCCGCCGCCGCCGCCGCCGCCGCCGGCCUCGGCCUCGGUCUGACCAGUCUGGUUUAUCGGUCCUAUGACACGGCUCUGAGGGACAGCACCUCAGGUGCUGUGGAUACGAGGCUGCUGUCCACGGGCACCCUGGGGUUGUCGAGUGCCGGCGCCGCCGCCACGGGCUCCAACGUAACCACGACGACAGCGGGCGGCGGCGGCGGCGGCGGCGGCGGGUUAUUAGGUAGCGGCGUCGGGGGCCUGCGCGACCGGCUGCCAGCACGGCUGCAAGCGAUGGGCGGCCUCUUCCGCGCUGGUUCGUUCAGCUGUCACGUCCGCCGCCGCGCCGAUGGCAGCUCCCGUGCCAGCGACUUCGGCGUCACGUCCGCCACUGGUGUCGUACCUGGCGGCGGCGGCCGCGGCACACGAUCCCCGCCGGAGAGCGGACGCCGCUACAUGUCCACGGCCAGCGGACUCGGCUACGUCGCCGCCGCCAGCGGCAGCGCCACCGGCGGAGGCGGUGUGGUGCCGGGUAGUCCAGGGCUGUCCCCCGCGCUCCGGCCUGUGGCGGCGGCGGCCAUGGCAGGCGGCGGCGGCGGCGGCGGGUUUGGCAGCGGGGGCUUCUACUGGCGGCGGGAAGCACACGCGGCAGCGGCAGCCGCUGCCGCUACUGCCGCCGGCAGCGGCGGCGGCAGCGGCGGCGGCAGCAACCGUCGUCGCGAGUCUCGCGGUGAGGGAGUGUUAUUGGAUCGCAUCCUCACGGACCGAGACAACAGCUUUGUGAUUGUGGUGGGUGAGGAUGAGGACGGUGAAGUGGAGGGGGAUUCGGAAGGGGAGGUGGAGGACGUGGCGGUGAGUGUCCGUGGCGGUGACGUGCCGCCGCCGCCGGCGGCUGCGGCGGUGACUGCAGCUGCUCCGUCAGCGAUGAUACUCCAGUCCGCCAGCGGCAGCGACGGCGGCAGAGCUCCAACCGGCGGCGGCGGCGGCGGCGGCGGCGGCGGCGGUGAAAGACAGCCGCAGCGAUCUUCAGCCGCUGGCGUGUCCCUCACUGCAGCGCUGAUGCACCUCAACAGCGCGCCUCUCGCCGACAUCUUCAUGGAACAUAUGGAACACAACUGCGAACAGUUUCGGAGCCCUUGA
Messenger RNA from Volvox carteri f. nagariensis, 8364 nucleotides. RefSeq lists its product as uncharacterized. The coding region runs from base 1 to 8364 and encodes 2787 amino acids. The record is from RefSeq and is a predicted model, not a curated record. NCBI's taxonomy places the organism in Eukaryota, Viridiplantae, Chlorophyta, Chlorophyceae, Chlamydomonadales, Volvocaceae. The transcript is spliced from 18 exons.